AUGGAGGCGUCGCCUGACGGGCGGCCGGGCGGCGGUAUGGCGGCUGCGGGGACAGGGGCCGAGGCGGCGGGGGUCUGCUCCGGCGGGGACAGCGGGAACGUCUCGCAGAGCCACAGCAACGCCUCCGGGCUGGGCGGGCAGGAGGACGAGGAGGGGGACGCGCUGGACGCGUCGCUCAGCGCAACCGCCGCCGCCUAUAGCGCGUACCUGCUGGUCGAGCGUAGCGCCUUCAGCGAGCAGGUGGAAAGCUUAGAGAAGAGCCUGGAAGAGCUGCUGACGAGAGUAGACGAGUUUGUGGGGAUGCUGGACAUGAUUCGAAGUGAUUCAUCCCAAGUUGUCAAUGAGAGCAUACCUGAAAUUUACACCAAAGCUACCGAGAUGAGGCAGAUAUACAGGAGGAUUGACAAGCUGGAGGCUUUUGUGAAGAUGAUUGCAAACCUCGUGGCUGGAAUGGAAGAACGGGUUGUAAAGGCAGAAACAGACCUUGGAGCUUUUCCAAGCACAUUCAAGAAAAUCUUGCACACGAUCAGCAUGCCGUCCUUCCGUAAUAAAUCGUCUUCCUCACGACAGCAGACUGCCUAUGAGCCUCCUGUCCUCUUCAAGACUGAAGAUUAUUUUCCGUGCCCUAAUGAAGCACCUUAUUGACCAUUUUGGUUUUGGAGUUGGUAUGAAUCAGCCGGAAUAGAACAAGCCAAGUGAACAAAAGAAAUGACAGCCUCAAAAUAGCUGCAUUUCUGAGUAUUAUUAGUGGCACAUUGCCAUUCUGAUUCUCAUUGUCUUCCUACAGGCAGCAUUUUCAGGUAAUCUCUUUUUGGGUAUAUUAUUUGAAAAGUCUUCCAAAAACAGUGUACAUUUUCAGUUUAUAAUGAGGAAGGAGCUUAAAAAUACUUCUGUGUUAGAGUUUGGGGCUUUUUUUUUUUGUCUUUUUUUUUAAAAAAAAAAACAAACAAAUAAUAGGAAACAUACUUUUAUACUACAUCUCUUUUAACAAAUCAGGGCUGCUGCAAAUGUAAAUAACUACCACAAAGCAGUUAUUUUUGGUUUGGUUUUCUUUUUUUUAUUUAAACACACUGAGGUGAAAGUACUUGGUCCCUGCAGUCGGUGUGGAGAAUUGCACCACCUGAGGAUGUGCAGGGGUGGCAAGAGGAGGACUGGGAAGAUUGGUGAGGAGUCAAGGACGUGACUUGGCUUGGGCAGUGUAGUCCAAGUUCAUGAUGUGAACAUCCUGUGCCUACUGAUGGUCAUCAGGUCACUGUGACCACAGUUUCUGAUUAUUGCAACAUGUUAUCAUGUGAUGUGUAACCAAGUGGGUAUGAUACAUAUAAUUUACCAUCAGAAAGAAAAGGAAUGUUAAGUUGAGGCAGGGCCAUCUUUGGACUGAGCCUGUAUUGGACGCCUCACCUGACCUGAUGCUAUUCCCUUUCACACCUCUGUGCAGUGACUGGGACUGUCUGUGCUGCCUGGAAUGUGAGUAAAUUGUCAAUAAACGAAUGGCUUAUGUAA
Molecule: messenger RNA, 1503 nt
Organism: Lagopus leucura (white-tailed ptarmigan)
Lineage: Eukaryota; Metazoa; Chordata; Aves; Galliformes; Phasianidae
Gene: BLOC1S4
Product: biogenesis of lysosomal organelles complex 1 subunit 4
Exons: 5
Coding region: 1-645 (214 amino acids)
Cellular component (GO): BLOC-1 complex
Source: RefSeq, a predicted model, not a curated record